Macrobrachium nipponense is the source of this 948-nucleotide messenger RNA. RefSeq lists its product as uncharacterized. The record is from RefSeq and is a predicted model, not a curated record. Lineage: Eukaryota; Metazoa; Arthropoda; Malacostraca; Decapoda; Palaemonidae. The transcript has 3 exons. Bases 42 to 839 code for a protein of 265 amino acids.
AUUCCAAAAGGGAUAGCUAUGGUUGCCUAAAUCCAACACCUAUGUUACCUGAAGAAGAAACGGAAGAAAAUUUAGAAGAAAUCAGACAGGAAUUAGCACGUAAAGUUCAGCUGCCACCAACAUCUGAACUCGAGUCAUUACUUAACAGGACAUAUUAUGCCCAGAGGAGGGAUAUUAAUGAUAAGUUGCCACUGCAUGAAUUACAAGUUAAGUGGCCUUUUCUGUUUAAAGAAGUUGGCAUGGAAGUGCACUUCAGAAAUUUAUUAGGGAUGCCAAUGAAGGGAACCCUGCAAAAGAUGAUUAGCCUUAGAGGGCCUAAAUUUCUUAAAUUCUUUGAAGAAAAAUAUAUGUCCAAUAAGAAAAUUGCAGAUGCACUUGCUGAAUUAAACACUGUGCGCAGUGUAGUUGAUAAUGAUCGACCCAUUUUAGCAACAGUCCUGUACGUACUCUGUCAUAUUUUAGGAGAGGAUCCAAACUACCUCUUCAAAAAUGUGACAGUGGUUGGAGAAGUCAGUAGCUUGGUGUUACCAGCAACACCGUGCCUCAUAGCAAUUGGAACAUCAGUGCUCCAGGCUACCCGCUUCAUGGUGGCAGUUGAUGGAAGAGUCAUCAACUCAGACAUAACUUCACUUGUUGCUGCCAUGGCCAUGGUUUUCGCAUCUUUCUAUAUAUUUGGUAUUCACUACCCAUCAGAAGCUUCAGUCACACUGGAAUUUAUCCAGAGGUGUUUCUACAAGAUAAAUCCUGAAAAGGGGACAAAAAAACACAAGAACAAAAAAGAAAGUGGCUCACACACACCCGAGGAUUUUGAAAAUCCUCUCCGAAUUCUCCACGUUUGAAUAUUUGGACUGAGUGAAAAAGCUUUCACUCACUUCUGUACAUAUAAUUAAUGGAAAAUUUUGUACUAAAAAAUCAUGAAGAAUUUGUUUUUCAGGAAUAAAGUUUUUU